AUGCCCACCACUCGCCAGAAAAGAAAAGACGAUGAUCCCCUUCUACCUGGUCUCCCUGAAACAAAGCGACCUAGGAGUGAUAAGGGCGCUGGUUCUACCUCCGGCCGUAAGCCCGCUGCACAAAAAGGGAAAAAGAAGAAGCAAGAUUCAGAACCGCCUUAUGUUGCACUUGCAAACGACAUCCUCAGGCGCGGGGAUGCACUACUCCUUCCUGGACCCCCUGCAAAACUUGGUCAAAUCAACGAGAUUCCACCAGUAUGGGGACCUCGUGAUGAGCCAAUAACCGAUCCUACCAACCUGCCUAAAGGAUGGACUGCAAGCGAACUAGAUCUAGAUGACGAUGAUGUCGACGGCCAAAUUGCGAGAUGUCUCAGACGCAUCGACGAAAAAAUCUUGCCUGACAUUUUCGAGAACAGAUUGAAAAUGUACCAACAGAUCAAGCAGAAGCAGAUAGACAUGAUCAACUCCGAGCCUGACGGUCUUAGCUGGGAAGUCGUUCAGCGCCUCGAUUCUCUGAAGAGGGUCCAAAAGAGUUUCGACGAGUUGGGAAAUGACAGUGGAAAUAUCCCCAACGUGAAAGCCAUCAUGGCUGCCUACCGUUCGGGGGACCUUGUCUGGGAUGCAAAUUCAGUCACUUACUGGGCACACGGGAAAUUGAUUGGUGGUCCGAGGAAAAAUGAUGUGGAUGAAUUUCUCGCGUUUAGUAAGGAGCAUGGCCCACAUGGUGUUUGGGUAGAAGGAAUCGGCAACUACAAACCGGAACCGAUGAACCUGUUCCUCACUUUGCGGCCGAUUCUUUAUGGGCACGCCAUGCAUCAAUUUACAGUAGCGAUCCGGAAUCCCACUACUUGGAAUAUAAACACCCGGGAACAUACCAUGUUCCUCACAGUUAUGGAGGAUAGUGGUGCUUCGGCAAUGAAGAUAUUCCAAGAAGAUCGGCUCUCCCUUGAACGCAUGAGCGGUGCCCCCUACCUAUCUCUGGUAUGA
Molecule: messenger RNA, 987 nt
Organism: Penicillium crustosum
Lineage: Eukaryota; Fungi; Ascomycota; Eurotiomycetes; Eurotiales; Aspergillaceae
Exons: 6
Coding region: 1-987 (328 amino acids)
Source: RefSeq, a predicted model, not a curated record